AUGGCACCACUUCGGAACAACCAGAGAAGACUCUGUUUCUCCGAGGUCCGCUGGGCCCCCGAGGACGCCCCCGCGAACCCGCAUUGCCUUGCACCGCGGCGCAAAUGGGCCAUCGAGCUGCUCAUCUGCUCUACCACCCUCUGCAUCACCGUUACCAGCUCGUUGUACGUCAGCACCUACCACCAGAUCAUCGAGGAGUUGCGCUGCUCCCGCAUCGUCGCCACCCUGGGGCUGAGCCUGUUCAUCGGCGGGCUCGGCUGGGGGCCCCUGGUGCUCUCGCCGCUGUCGGAAUUCUACGGGAGACGCCCGAUCUUCCGCAUCUCGCUGCCGCUGUUUGUCCUCUUCUUGAUCCCCUGCGCGGUCGCCCGCAAUAUCGAGACGAUGCUGGUGGCGCGGCUGUUGACCGGGUUGGCCGGGGCGGCUUUUACUAGUGUGGCGGGCGCGACGGUGGGGGAUCUGUAUACCCAGGAAAAAUUGCAUUUCCCGAUGCUGGUGUAUACCGCGUCGCCGUUCACCGGAUCGAGUUUCGGGCCUAUGCUUGGGGGCUUGAUCAAUUCAUUUGCGUCAUGGCGCUGGUCGUUCUACACCCUCCUCAUCUGGUCCUCCAUCCAAUGCCUCCUGGUCCUCUGCUUCGUGCCGGAGACCUACCACCCCGUCCUUCUCCGGCGCAAAGCUCGCCGUCUUCGCAAAGAAACUGGAGAGGAGCGAUGGAAGGCGCCGAUCGAGCGGUUGGACCGGUCGAUCUCGAUGACCGUCCUCCGCUCGCUCUACCGCCCCUUUAUGCUCCUCUUCCUUGAGCCCAUGUGCCUGAAUCUCUGUCUCCUCUCCGCCAUUGCUCUGGGCAUCCAAUACCUGUUCUUCGGCUCGUUCAAGAUCAUCUUCGGCUCGGUCUACAAUUGGGGGCUGUGGCAGUCCGGCCUGGCAUUUGCGGGCAUCACGGCGGGGAUGGUUGCUGCGGUGGUUGCUGAUCCUUGGUGUCGCAGGUUGUAUCUUCGGAUGAACAUCCUGCAGCAAAUUGACGAGACGGACCCCGAGCGACGACUGCCACCGGCGGUGAUUGGAGCGCCGUUGUUAACGGUGGGGUUGUUCUGGUUCGCUUGGACGGCACUGCCUUCGGUGCAUUGGGCGGUGCCCAUCAUUGGGAGCUCGUUGUUUGGAGCAGGGAUGAUCCUAGUUUACGCGGGCGUCUUUACCUUCCUGGUGGAUGCGUAUCCCGUGUAUGCUGCCAGUGCCCUGGGGGCCAACAGCUUCACGCGUAGCACCUUUGCGGCUGCGUUUCCUUUGUUCGGGUAUCCGAUGUACCACACGCUGGGCAACCAGUGGGCGACCUCCUUGCUGGCGUUUCUGAGUCUGGUGAUGGCUCCAUUUCCGUAUAUCUUCUUCCGAUACGGGAAGAGAACCCGACGGAAGAGUCGGUUUGCCACGCGGAAGUAA
Aspergillus brunneoviolaceus CBS 621.78 is the source of this 1434-nucleotide messenger RNA. RefSeq names its product MFS transporter. NCBI's taxonomy places the organism in Eukaryota, Fungi, Ascomycota, Eurotiomycetes, Eurotiales, Aspergillaceae. Gene Ontology annotation, biological process: transmembrane transport. Bases 1 to 1434 code for a protein of 477 amino acids. Gene Ontology annotation, cellular component: membrane. Gene Ontology annotation, molecular function: transmembrane transporter activity. The transcript is spliced from 10 exons. The record is from RefSeq and is a predicted model, not a curated record.